Messenger RNA from Choloepus didactylus (southern two-toed sloth), 1107 nucleotides. RefSeq names its product mitochondria localized glutamic acid rich protein (gene MGARP). Bases 43 to 768 code for a protein of 241 amino acids. The record is from RefSeq and is a predicted model, not a curated record. Lineage: Eukaryota; Metazoa; Chordata; Mammalia; Pilosa; Megalonychidae. Gene Ontology annotation, cellular component: mitochondrial outer membrane; mitochondrion. The transcript is spliced from 4 exons. Gene Ontology annotation, biological process: anterograde axonal transport.
GUCCAGGAACCAGAAGCUGCCAGGCUGCGGACCGCGGGCGCGAUGUAUCUCCGCAGGGCUGUCUCCAAGACCCUGAUGCUGCCUUUGAGGGCGCCCCCCAGCCCUGCACCGCUCCGGAAAGACGUAUCUCUUCGCCGGAUGUCAUCUAACAAAUUCCCUGGAUCACCUGGAUCAAAUAUGAUAUAUUAUCUGGUUGUAGGUGUCACUGUCAGUGCUGGUGGAUAUUAUACUUACAGGACAGUCACAUCAGAGCAAGCCAAACACACGGAACAUAUAACAAAUUUGGAAGGAAAAAACAAAACAGAGUUACAUCCACGUCAAGGUGAAGAAGAGAACCCUGUGGAAACUGAGAAAGCAAGUUCAGAAGCUCCAGAAGUUUCUGCAGUGGAAGCUGAGGUGGUAGGUGCUGAAGAAAUUGCAGGUGCUACAGAUGCCAUUAUAAAAGAGGAUUCAGCCUGUCCGGAAGGUGUGGAAGCCGCUCUGGUGGAGACAACAGAAUUCGGUGCUGAAACUGGGCCAGAGGUUACAGAUGCAGUGCUGGGUGAAACUGCAAAACUCGAUGCUGACACCACCCCAGAGGUUACAAAUACAGCUCCAGAUGAGGCUGUUGCCAUUAAUAAUGAUAAAGGUACAACAGAGAAUGAAGUCUCUGAUGAAUAUGUUGAACUAGGAGAAAAAAAUUCUCCAACUGAAUCAGAAUCCUCUGCAGGGGAUGAUUUACAGGAAGAAGUCAGUGUUGGUUCCCAGGCAGCCUCAGCUCAAGGCUAAUGUCAUGCUGGUAGACAUUUCAGCUAAAAAAAAAAAAAAAAAAUGCCAUAACGUGUCUAAUAUGUGCUUUUGUAUUUUUAGUAAUCUUAGUUUCAAAAAAAGCAUCAUUCUUUUCUAGAAAACUUUAAUGUGCCUUGAAGAUUUGAGAUAUCAACAGAUAGAUUUUGGGAUUGAGAGAUUUGAGAGUUUUCUAUUAUCUGAGGUCAGAAUAAGAAAUUGCAAUAAAAAGCUUAAAUAGUUUCAUGUUUGGAUUUAAAUUUUAUAUGGUAGGAGUUAAGCUACUAUAUAACCAAUAUUCAUUUUCCUUUUUUCACGUAUUGUAUGUAAAUCUGGAUUAUU